CAGCGCGGCUGCGGCGCGGAGCCGGGACGCCGGGGGCGGAGGAGAGAGGCGGCCCGGUCGGGGCGGCGCUGGCUGCGGAGGCCGCGGCGCGGGAGCUCGAGGCUGAGACUCACCGGAGGGAGCAGCGGCGCGAGCGCCCCGCCAUCGUCCCGUGUUGUAGUUUUGCCGCUGGACUCUUCCCUCCCUUCCCCCACCCCAUCAGGAUGAUAUGAGACUUGAAAGAAGACGAUGCAUACAGGAGGAGAGACUUCAGCAUGCAAACCUUCAUCUGUCCGGCUUGCACCGUCGUUCUCGUUCCAUGCUGCUGGCCUGCAGAUGGCUGGACAGAUGCCCCAUCCACACCAGUACAGUGACCGUCGCCAGCCAAACAUAAGUGACCAGCAGGUUUCUGCCUUAUCGUAUUCUGAGCAGAUUCAGCAGCCUCUAACUAACCAGGUGAUGCCUGACAUUGUCAUGUUACAGAGGCGGAUGCCCCAAACCUUCCGUGAUCCAGCAACUGCUCCUCUGAGAAAACUUUCUGUUGACUUGAUCAAAACAUACAAGCAUAUUAAUGAGGUUUACUAUGCAAAGAAGAAGCGACGGCACCAGCAGGGCCAGGGCGACGACUCCAGCCACAAGAAGGAGCGCAAGGUGUACAACGACGGCUACGACGACGACAACUACGACUACAUCGUGAAGAACGGGGAGAAGUGGAUGGACCGCUAUGAAAUCGACUCCUUGAUAGGCAAGGGCUCAUUCGGACAGGUCGUGAAAGCGUAUGAUAGAGUGGAGCAAGAAUGGGUUGCCAUUAAAAUUAUAAAGAACAAGAAAGCGUUUCUGAACCAAGCCCAGAUAGAAGUGCGGCUGCUGGAGCUCAUGAACAAACAUGACACCGAAAUGAAGUACUACAUAGUGCAUUUGAAACGCCACUUUAUGUUUCGAAACCAUCUCUGUUUAGUUUUUGAAAUGCUGUCCUAUAAUCUCUAUGAUUUGUUGAGGAACACAAAUUUCCGAGGGGUCUCACUGAACCUAACUCGGAAGUUUGCGCAGCAGAUGUGCACAGCAUUGCUCUUCCUUGCGACUCCCGAGCUGAGCAUCAUUCACUGUGACCUGAAGCCCGAGAACAUCCUUCUGUGCAACCCCAAGCGGAGCGCCAUCAAAAUCGUUGACUUUGGCAGCUCGUGUCAGUUGGGGCAGAGGAUAUACCAGUAUAUUCAGAGUCGCUUUUAUCGGUCUCCAGAGGUGCUACUGGGAAUGCCUUAUGACCUUGCUAUCGAUAUGUGGUCCCUUGGAUGUAUCUUGGUUGAAAUGCACACUGGAGAGCCUCUGUUCAGUGGUGCCAAUGAGGUAGAUCAGAUGAAUAAAAUAGUGGAAGUUCUGGGCAUCCCACCCGCUCACAUCCUUGACCAAGCACCAAAAGCAAGGAAGUUCUUUGAGAAGCUGCCUGAUGGCACGUGGAACUUAAAGAAGACCAAAGAUGGAAAACGGGAGUACAAACCACCAGGAACCCGUAAACUUCAUAAUAUUCUUGGAGUGGAAACAGGAGGACCUGGCGGGCGGCGUGCUGGGGAGUCGGGUCACACUGUGGCUGACUACUUGAAGUUCAAAGACCUCAUCUUAAGGAUGCUUGAUUAUGACCCCAAGACUCGGAUCCAGCCUUACUAUGCGCUGCAGCACAGCUUCUUCAAGAAAACAGCCGAUGAAGGCACAAACACAAGCAACAGCGUGUCCACCAGCCCCGCGAUGGAGCAGUCCCAGUCCUCAGGCACCACCUCCAGCACCUCGUCCAGCUCAGGUGGAUCCUCGGGAACGAGCAACAGUGGGAGAGCCAGGUCGGACCCAACGCACCAGCAUCGGCACAGUGGCGGACACUUCACUGCUGCUGUCCAGGCCAUGGACUGUGAGACACACAGUCCUCAGGCGCACCAGCAGUUCCCGGCUCCUCUGGGCUGGUCAGGCACUGAAGCUCCUACACAGGUCACUGUUGAGACUCGUCCUGUUCAGGAAACAACCUUUCAUGUAGCCCCUCCGCAGAGUGCACUGCAUCAUCACCAUGGAAACAGCUCCCAUCACCACCACCACCACCACCAUCACCACCACCACCAUGGACAGCAAGCCUUGGGUAACCGGACCAGGCCAAGGGUCUACAAUUCUCCAACAAAUAGCUCCUCUACCCAGGAUUCUAUGGAGGUUGGCCACAGUCACCACUCCAUGACAUCCCUGUCUUCCUCAACGACUUCUUCCUCGACAUCUUCCUCCUCUACUGGUAAUCAAGGCCAUCAGGCCUAUCAGAACCGCCCGGUGGCUGCUAAUGCCUUGGACUUUGGACAGAAUGGAGCUAUGGACGUUAAUUUGACCGUCUACUCCAAUCCCCGCCCAGAGACUGGCAUAGCUGGGCAUCCGACGUACCAGUUCUCGGCUAGUGCAGGCCCUGCACGUUACAUGACUGAAGGGCACCUGACGAUGAGACAAGGGGCCGAUAGAGAAGAGUCGCCCAUGACAGGAGUCUGUGUGCAACAGAGUCCUGUAGCUAGCUCGUGACUACAUUGAAACUUGAGUUUGUUUCUUGUGUGUUUUUAUAGAAGUGGUGUUUUUUCCCAAAAACAAAGUGCAAAGCUGCUUGAGUCAGAAGGAGAUGGACACACUGAACCCUGGCAAGAGGGCAAAGUGACUUUUUUUUUUAACUUGAAAAGAUUGCAAAGGGACACUGAAGUUUUUAAGAGCCAUGUCCACCCGUCUUCACGGAGAGCUCAGAGGUGUCCUCUUCUUGCCUCCCCGUUUAACUUACCAUCUCCUGGUCAUAGUGGGUUUGUCUUUCUAUCCAACAAAAGUUAAUGUUCAGAUGUUGGUCUUGGUCAUUUGCCAACUAAUUUUAAAAUAAAAAGGCACUGCACAUAAUUUGCAUAAAGGGCCCCUUAAGGGUGUUUUGUUUUGUUUUUGUUUUUCAUUUUUAUUUUUAUCCUUUUUCCCUCUGUUUUGCUUUGUUUUGUUUUGGGUUGGGGAUGGGGUGGGAAGUUUGGGUUUUUAUGUCCUCUCCACACUUGGGCACGGAAAUGCAGUACUGUAAGGAAGAGGGCCCUCCAGCUCACACGCCAUCUCCAGCUGUGUGAAAGGGACGGUUGUGUUGAAGUCUGUAAGGCACAGUAAGCAUGCUAAGUGGCGGGGAUCAGGACUCUCCUGUCUGAACCUCCUGAGGAGCGAAGCAUCAAUUGCGUGGGAUCCUGUGGGGCUCCUGGUGGAGAGGCCACAGGAAGAUGGGAUGGAGUAUGACUGGUCUCCUCACCAAGGCGCACCGAGAAGCAAGCAGCGGGUCGGUUGUGGCCAGUCCUGGGGAGGUCUGAGUGGUGGUCCUUGGGAUGACCUUUGGCCUUAUGGAUUUGGACUCGAAGUUGGAAGAGCCUGCCAUGUCAGAUGCAGUCGCUUGUGGAUGCGCUUCCGCAGACAGUCCUUAAUGCUGAAACACAGAGGAUGGGUAACUCAAGAGGCCUUUCUUUUAAAUAGACUUUUGUGACCCACUAAUUGUAAGGUAUUGCAAGGUCACUUUGCGUGUGUCAUAAAGCUGACUUCUGUAUUGGUUGAAGGCCACAGAGGUAGUGGUUUGCUUUGAUGGAAAUAGCUACAGCUGUGUCCCUUCCUGCUUUUUACCUUUUCUUUGGCUUUUUCUCGGCACGUGGUGUCUUCACCAUUUCUUCUGCACAAAGACGUCUUCUGUUCAUCCUGAACAUUUUAAAAUGCAGAUUUUAUGUGACUGCUUUUUUGCCUCACAAUUAUGCUGUGAAUUUUACAAAAAUUUAUUUUCUUUUUUGAUAAUUUAUUGUACCAAAGCUGUUUUUAUAGCACAUAGAUGUCUGUAACCAAUAAUGUAGCAGUUGUGCACUUUGACACAAGGUGUAACUAGACCAUUUUUAAAUGUCAGUUGAAAAUUAUGGCUGUACUAUUGCUUAAACAAAACUGGAACUGUUGAUGAGUCCAUAGCUGAUACCUUCACAGCAAUUGUCCUGGACAGAAUAGAUGACAUCUGACUCAAGAUGACAACACCUGUCACAUUCUAAAUGUGGGGAAGGGACGCUGGAGCCAGCAGCUCUGGAGCCAGCAGCCGAGCCUUGCGCUCCUCACUGACUCACUUGUAAACCUGAACCCGAGACCCCGACUGACCCGACAGGUCCGUAGUAG
Messenger RNA from Acomys russatus (golden spiny mouse), 4152 nucleotides. It is a transcript of the gene Dyrk1a, whose product is annotated as dual specificity tyrosine phosphorylation regulated kinase 1A. Gene Ontology annotation, molecular function: transcription coactivator activity; protein serine/threonine kinase activity; protein serine/threonine/tyrosine kinase activity. Gene Ontology annotation, cellular component: nucleus. The record is from RefSeq and is a predicted model, not a curated record. The coding region runs from base 229 to 2520 and encodes 763 amino acids. Gene Ontology annotation, biological process: positive regulation of DNA-templated transcription; peptidyl-serine phosphorylation; peptidyl-threonine phosphorylation. NCBI's taxonomy places the organism in Eukaryota, Metazoa, Chordata, Mammalia, Rodentia, Muridae. The transcript is spliced from 12 exons.